Lymnaea stagnalis (great pond snail) is the source of this 3434-nucleotide messenger RNA. The record is from the annotation of a GenBank genome assembly. Lineage: Eukaryota; Metazoa; Mollusca; Gastropoda; Lymnaeidae.
AUGGCAUGACGUCAUCAAUACAAACGCCAAUGCAGGGCAUGACGUCAUCAAUGGAAACGCCAAUGCAUGGCAUGACGUCAUCAAUACAAACGCCAAUGCAGGGCAUGACGUCAUCAAUGGAAACGCCAGCGCUGGCGGGGGCGGCUCUGCCAGAUACCGCAGAGACGUUUUUGUCAGUGAUGGCGAGAAUGUCAAUUUGAACGCAGACGACAUCGAAGCGGGCGCCACUCAAUCCAGCCAGAAGCUGUCCAAAAAAAGCAGCCGAGGGAACGACAUCCUCAACUUGGAAUCGCACAAACCCCGUCGCGAGUCGAAAGACGUGGAGGGGGAAAGCGAAGCCCUGGUGCCGGCGGAUGAACCGGAGACCGCCGAAAGGGAAGACAUCGAGGGAGAGCCGGGGGCCGUGGAGAAGGUGGGGUCGAUGCAGGCGGCCUCGAAAGGGGUGGUCGGCUCCCUCAGCAGCCAGUCGAAGCACGUCAACAUCCAGGAGGUGACCAGGGCGUCCCCGAGGGUGGUCAGGAAGAAGAAGAAGAAGAGGAGGGUCAAGAAGACCCGUACCGAGGAAGUCAAGGAGGUGGAGCCGGUGCGGUGCCCGUUGUUCCAAGGCUGGGACUACGGGACGACCUUGGAGAAGCACACGAUGGACCACGUGCCCAUGGACAGUGACAUCACACAACUGUUGUUAACGGUGAGUGGGCGCAUCGUGUAGCAGGGGAGCAGAUGGAGAAUGCAAGUAGGGGGUGUGGGGGGUACCCGGGAGGAAUUUUAAAAGUGUUUACCGCAUUAGCUGCAGCUGUAAAGAGAGAAGAGUAGCCAUAUAUUGGUCUGACCAAGUUAAAUUUGAUUCUAAGUAAUGUGUAGCCAUAUAUUGGUCUGACCAAGUUAAAUUUGAUUCUAAGUAAUGUGUAGCCAUAUAUUGGUCUGACCAAGUUAAAUUUUAUUCUAAGUAAUGUGUAGCCAUAUAUUGGUCUGACCAAGUUAAAUUUUAUUCUAAGUAAUGUGUAGCCAUAUUUUGGUCUGACCAAGUUAAAUUUGAUCCUAAUUGAUGUGUAGCCAUAUAUUGGUCUGACCAAGUUAAAUUUGAUCCUAAUUGAUGUGUAGCCAUAUGUUGGUCUGACCAAGUUAAAUUUGAUUCUAAGUGAUUUGUGCACCGCUUUGUCCAAAUAUGCCAGCCUGCACCACUGUAUUAAAUGAUGUGGUCUCACAUGUGGUCUCACAUGUGGUCUCACACGUGGUCUCAUGUGUGGUCUCAUGUGGUCUUAUGUGUUCUCAUAUGCGGUAUCAUAUGUGUUCUCAUAUGUGGACUCACAUGUGGUCUCAUAUGUGGUCUCAUGUAUGGUCUUACGUAUGGACGCACGUGUGGUCUCAUAUGUGGUCUCAUGAGUCGUCCCAGCGUGCACCAAGUUGACGGGUGCUAACAUGAUCAAAUUUUUUGACAUAAAUUAUAACUGAUCAUUAAUGGGAUGUACAUUCCUCUUUUAAAAAAUGGUAGGACAAACUAUCCAACUGCUAUUAAUGUGACUAUAAAAUGAAUGAACUACACACAGGCCAAAAAGGGCAACUAUCAUUAGCAUUGAAAUACGUGUGAACUUAUUUUGUUUACCCGUAGCGGACGACCAAAAUGUUGUGGCUGAAGGCGGGCAGUAGCUUCAAAAGGGAUUUGCUGGUACCGCUGCAGUAUCCCUCCGCCAUCCACGCGGAGAAAACUGACGUCAAGGCGUACCUGGCCCAACACGGUAUUAGGGAGCACUUUCAGGUCAAUAUGUGUUCCGUCCAUUCGAUUGGGUUAGACUGCAGACUUCCGUUAGUCUGUGUUGUGUUGUAACCGUCAGUUAGUCCAUGUUCUAUUGUGACCGUCCGUUGGUCCAUAUUCUAUUGUAACCGUCCGUUAGUCCAUGUUCUAUUGUAACCGUCCGUUUGUCCACGUUCUAUUGUGAACGUCCGUUGGUCCAUGUUCUGUUGAAACCGUCCGUUAGUCCAUGUUCUAUUGUAACCGUCAGUUAGUCCAUGUUGUAUUGAAACCGUCAGUUAGUCCAUGUUCUACUGUAACCGUCAGUUAGUCCGUGUUCUAUUGUAACCGUCAGUUAGUCCAUGUUCUACUGUAACCGUCAGUUAGUCCGUGUUCUAUUGUAACCGUCAGUUAGUUCAUGUUCUAUUGUAACCGUCAGUUAGUCCGUGUUCUAUUGUAACCGUCCGUUAGUCCAUGUUCUAUUGUAACCGUCCGUUAGUCCGUGUUCUAUUGUAACCGUCAGUUAGUCCGUGUUCUAUUGUAACCGUCAGUUAGUCCAUGUUCUAUUGUAACCGUCAGUUAGUCCAUGUUCUAUUGUAACCGUCUGUUAGUCCAUGUUCUAUUGUAACCGUCCGUUAGUCUGUGUUAUGUUGUAGCCGUUCGUUGUCUGUGUUCUAUUGUAGAGCCCCCAUAGUUUUAUUGUAAUCACUCCAAUAUUUGAUUGUAACUAUCCCUAAAUUUUGUUUGAAAAUAUUUGUUGUUUUCAUUCGCCGUCUUUUCCCCGUUUUUUAAAUCCAUUUAUGAAAUGUAGACUUGACAAAAUUUAACCAGGUUACCUGAUGCUAGAAGAUGCGUCAAAUUGGCAACAUAAGAACCUUUGAGAUCAGUCUGGAGAAAUCGACAUCCAGGCCAUAAUCUCUUUUGUAAGAGCAAGCUCAUUGUCUCAACGGGCGUUCAGUAGCAGCACCAUGCCUUCUCGCGCAGUGCCGCACGGUGGUGCUUCCAUAUUGUGUCUAAUUAUGUGUAAGUUGUGUCUCGGUGAAUUCGCGACGGAACACAAACAACACGCGCCGUCUCAUUUAACCUUUUCGCAUCCCAGAUACUUUCCCCAUGACCCAAAAUGCGUUUCUCCCACCCUGCACAAUUUCAGCAACACAUCUAUUAAAAAAAACAAUUUUAAACAUUCUUUAUAGUUACCGACAUCUCACCACUUACGAUACACAACAUGUCUACAAUAAGGAUGUUCUCGACCUCUUUCCAUUCACCCACAGCGUAUCACGAACUCAGUGCUGGAAGACCCCAAAAGCGAGGACCCGUUACAAAUGAUGAUAAACCAAGGGAACGUACUCUCGCGCCAAGCCGUUUACCAGAGAGAGGCUGAAAGCCUUCUCGACAAGAUGAUGAACAAACAAUACGCUAACCCCAUCUCCUUCCCGUCUUUCCUCAAAACGGAAGCUCUGCGCCAGGCGGAAGUAGCCGAAAGCGCGCCGACGGUCGAGGAAUCGGUUGACGAAGAAACCGAAGAGCAAAGCGACGAGCAGGCAACCAGCACCAUGGACGAGUCUGCCACGCUUACGGGGAAGACCAGUGGUUCGACCAACGCAACGAACGAAACGGGAGGAAAAUGAAAAAGCUCAAUCUUAGUUGUUUUUUUUAUACACACGUUAUUGGUUCGGGUAAAGGUCGUGGUCGAAUUUGCUCAACC